Galleria mellonella (greater wax moth) is the source of this 2599-nucleotide messenger RNA. RefSeq names its product 2-(3-amino-3-carboxypropyl)histidine synthase subunit 1 (gene Dph1). Gene Ontology annotation, biological process: protein histidyl modification to diphthamide. The transcript is spliced from 2 exons. The record is from RefSeq and is a predicted model, not a curated record. NCBI's taxonomy places the organism in Eukaryota, Metazoa, Arthropoda, Insecta, Lepidoptera, Pyralidae. Gene Ontology annotation, molecular function: 2-(3-amino-3-carboxypropyl)histidine synthase activity. The coding region runs from base 139 to 1404 and encodes 421 amino acids.
GGAAUGUUAUUUAUUGCAAAAGUCACGUAGGCCAGACUUGAAUACUGCGCGCGUGUUGAUUGUUUUUUAAAAAUAACCUGCGGAAUUAUUUAGAAACUACAUUUUUUACUUCGUAAUGUAUGUUUUGUGAAUAAACAAAUGGAAGACUUUGCUUUAAAUCCAGGCGUAGUUGUAGUUCGCGCAAAACCCGAAGGACAAAGGAAAACUUUCAAGCCCAAUAUACGUCCAGUAAAUAAAAUUCCUGAUGAGUUGUUGAAUGAUCCAUUAUUGAAUAGAGCUUGUGAAUCAUUACCACAAAACUAUAAUUUUGAAGUACACAAAACAAUAUGGAGAAUAAGAUCUUUGAAUGCGAAAAGAGUGGCGUUACAAAUGCCAGAGGGUCUUACAAUGUUUGCAACAACGUUAUGCGACAUUAUAGAGGUUUUUACGGAUGCAGACACAGUGAUAAUGGGCGACGUUACGUAUGGAGCAUGCUGCAUAGAUGAUUACACUGCGCUUGCACUUGGCGUCGAUCUGCUCGUACACUAUGGGCACUCCUGCCUGAUACCCAUAGAUCAAACAAGUGAUGUGAAGGUGCUCUAUAUUUUUGUUGAUAUCAAAAUAGAUCCUUCUCACUUUGUGCAAACAAUCAAUCUAAACUUCCCUAAAAGAACACAUUUAGCAUUAGUUAGUACAAUACAGUUUGUCACAACUCUACAUUCUGUUGCUAAAAAUCUUCGAAGUGAAGAUUACAUAGUAACAGUCCCACAGUGCAAACCAUUAUCACCAGGGGAAAUUUUAGGUUGUACUGCACCCAAAUUAAAUUCUGAUGUUAUAAUAUAUUUAGGAGAUGGCAGAUUUCAUUUAGAGUCCAUCAUGAUAGCUAAUCCAAAAAUUCCUGCAUAUAAGUAUGACCCAUAUGAGAAGAAGUUCACAUCAGAAUUGUAUGAACAUGAAUUAAUGCAAAUGAAUAGACAAAAUCAAAUCAAAACAGCAGAGGGUUCAGGUAGCUUCGGACUUAUAUUAGGCACCCUUGGUAGACAAGGCAGCACUAAAGUACUAGUUAACUUGGAGAAACAAAUAAAAAAUUCUAAUAAGAAAUAUGUUAAAAUUUUGCUGUCAGAAAUUUUUCCCAGUAAGUUAUCUUUGUUUAAAUUAGAUGCUUUUGUUCAAGUUGCUUGUCCUCGAUUAUCUAUUGACUGGGGUACAGCAUUUUCUAAACCACUGCUGACACCAUAUGAAUUUUCUGUUACAUUAGGUAAUAGUAAAUGGCUUAUGGGGGAUGGUACUUAUCCCAUGGAUUUUUAUUCAAAUGACAGUCUUGGGCCCUGGACUCCUAAUUAUAAACCUGUUCUCUGUUCGGGUACAGAUAAAAAAUGUGAUAAUUGUUGUGGAGGCAAAGAAAAAGAUGGUUUAAGUAAAUAAUUUUUUUGAAAAUUCUAACAACUAACUUAAGUAUAUUGUAUAAAUAUUGCAAAUCUCAGUAACAAUUGUAUUUAUAAACAUUAUUUUUAAAUAAAAAAUUGACUGAUUUUAUGAUAAUUUGACAUAUUAUUUUGUUAUUAUAAAGAUAAGGAAAUAAUGUUUUUAUAUUUGACCCAAAAUUGUUAAAAAAGUCCUCUCAGUAUAAGUAUUUAGCUUAUUAUGUUCAAUAUAUAAGUACCUAACCAUUGUUAACAGUCUAUUUAAUUAAAUAUUUGUAUCUUAUUAGAGCCCCAUGGGGAAAGACAGCAGCUGCCUCAUGUGGUUGGGUAAAUGCUUGUGAAUUCAAAAACUUGGAUGGGAAUGUUUCUGUAAAGUUCUGUAUCACACAUGACACAAGAAAUGUACCACCAUUUCUUGUGUCUCAUCUGUAAUAAUUUAUUCUAUGAGAGUCAUGUGCGUAUUUAAUGGAAAAUUUAAGUCAGUUAACAUACUUAAAGUAUAAAAAGAGUGAUGUUAGUCUCUUAGUACCUGUUUAUUUGUAACUAAAGUAAGGGCUCUUAGUACAGGGGUUUUCAAAGUGCAAGAUGCGCUCUUUAUUAGGGGUAUAGAUGGGGCAAGGGAUGAAUGGUCCAAAUAAACAUUAAAAUUGGAUUCACACCUGCAUCUAGGACAUGUUAUUUAAGCAGGUCUGACUGAUUUAAUCUGAAGGCGAACUAACUUUGGAAACCUUUGUCUUAAAAGAUAUAAAAUAUUAAGAGAGGUUUUAAGUAUAGCAACUAUUUUAAUUAUUUUACCAACCUGUGCAUCAAUACAACAGAAUAACAGUACUUGAAUAACUGUGGGUUUAGGCGUCCCCUAGUGUAUACACACAAUGACAGUAAGUAGAUCAUCUAGCUGGUUCUCAGGAAUAUCUGGAUCAUAGGAAUUAUUUUUUAAUGGGAUAUUUAUAUAUAUUUUGUUUAUAUGUAUAAACUCAUACAAUAUGUACAAAUUCAUACAAUUUUUGUAAAAAGUUAUUUAAUUUAUUUAUUAUCGAUCAGGCUGUGUACCUAAGUAUGUUAUUACACAGUACAAUUCAUUUUAUUUCAAUUAAAAAUACAACAAUCUUGGUAAAUUAAAUUUUAUUGAAUGCAGAAAAGCUAGAUUGUAUUUUAUUUAAAAUUCAAUAUUCAAAAUAAAAUCUAAUUUACAACAA